Molecule: messenger RNA, 563 nt
Organism: Solanum tuberosum (potato)
Lineage: Eukaryota; Viridiplantae; Streptophyta; Magnoliopsida; Solanales; Solanaceae
Product: transcription factor RADIALIS
Exons: 2
Coding region: 52-324 (90 amino acids)
Molecular function (GO): DNA-binding transcription factor activity
Source: RefSeq, a predicted model, not a curated record
CCAUCGAUAAUAUUCACUACUAAAGAGUUCAUCAAAAAUAAUACUACUAUAAUGUCUUCUUCUCAAGUUGGACAAGGAUCAUCAGUUACAUGGACUUUACAACAAAACAAGGCAUUUGAGAGGGCAUUAGCAGUGUAUGACAAAGACGCCCCUGACCGUUGGUCUAACGUUGCUAGAGCUAUUGGAGGCAAUAAAACUGCAGAAGAUGUGAAGCAACAUUAUGAAGUACUUCUUCAUGAUAUCAAGUUUAUUGAGAGUGGUGGUGUGCCUUUCCCCAACUACACCACUCGUAAUGGAGGCCGAGGCCGCACUAAUAACAAAUAAUUCGCAGGAUGCAAAUCUUUGGUUCCAACAAAGCAAUGAGGGAAAGAAAACUGCAACCUUAAUUAAUUAUAUAUGACACAACAUUUUUACUCCAAGAAAUUAGUAACCCUACUACUAGCUAUUAAAAUAAUAAUAAUAAUAACCAGAUUAUCACAUUUUCUUCUUGACAAUUCAAGUGAAGUGUAUAUCAAUUUCUUUGUACGUCCAAGUUAAUUGUAUUAAUGCUAUCAAUUUCAUGG